CUAUAUAUAUAUAUAUAUUAAAUUGUGUGGAGAUGUAAGGGAAGGGUGCUGAGUAUAUCAAUCUAGAAUUUCUGAGACCACAAAGAAGCUAGGUAGCUUGAGUAAGCUUGAUCUUCUCAAGUUCUUGUUAUCGUCAUUAAUUUCCCUGGAACAGUAGUUUAAUAUAGACUGGUAUUUAGGGAGGAGACUAUACUAAUAAGAUAGAUAGUGACUCGAAUAGACAUGCUCACUUCUCAUCACCUUCCUACCCAUUUCCUAGCAACAUUUCACUCAAUUAUAUCACCGAUUUCACUUGAGCAAUAUUUCACUGUUCGCCUCACAAGGAUCAACCUCAUCCUCUUGUUAUUCUUCAUAUUGAUUUCUCUUCUUGCUCCAAGGUCCAAGGGCUAGCCAGUUAGAAUUUGUUUGCUUUGUUUCUGUCUGAAAAUAGAGAAAAUUUGCUUCCUCUCACUCUCUUGGUUGUUAUUUAGUUGUUAAUCUUGUGGUGUUUUAAGAGAUGGGGUUGAGUUCUAAGCAGGUUACUGGUGAUGGGCUAGAUUGGAGCCAGACCCUUUUGCAGGCUCAUACUUUGGAGCUGCCUAAACCUCCUGUAAUAAGGAGGCAGCAGCAACAAAACCAGCUGCAAUUCGAGCCCUUGAAGUGUCCAAGGUGUGAGUCGACAAACACAAAGUUUUGUUAUUACAACAACUAUAACAAGUCACAGCCUAGGCAUUUUUGCAAGUCUUGCAAGAGACACUGGACAAAAGGCGGCAAUCUCCGAAAUGUUCCUGUUGGUGGCGGCCGCAAAAACAAGAGGCAGAAAACAUCAAAAACAAGUUCCAACACCACCACCUCUUCAAGCACUACUGCAAGCACCACUGCUCCAAGCAACAAUAAUAGCGCGACCAAUAUGACUAAUUGGGUUAAUCCCCAGUUGGCAAUUCAAGCUCAGCAGCAAAAGCAGAAUCUUCCCGAUCUUGUACUUGGUGGUCAAAAGGAUUUAUCUGAAAUUCUGUAUCAAGCAAUGAUCAAUCCACCAUCUUCAGUUUUGCAACAGAAUUCAAUCAGCUGCAACAACUUUGACACCAAAAGUUUCAACGUCAACAACAAUGGUGUCCUUUUGGGUUCAUCUGUGUCUAUACCUCAAAAUCAAGGCUUACUGUUUCCUUAUUCAAGUUCUUUUGACACACAUCCAUCUUCAAUUUGCACCUCCUUUCAGCCCUCAAAUGUUUAUAACUACACUGGAGAAUCUAUGGAGGACUCAACCAUCACCACCACCAUGCCUCCCACAAGCAGCACCAUCACUCAUUCAUUGCAAGUGCCAAAUACAAGCAGUGGAAUGGACAUGACAAAUUACUGGAAUUGGGAUGAUAUAGAGAAUUACGUCUCUGCUGAUCUCAAUGUACCAUGGGAUGAUUCUGAAAUCAAACCAUAGCCCAGGUCUUUAUUAACCUUAUUAGAAGUGUGUAUAAAUCCUUUCUUUCUCAGUUUUUUUUUUUUUUCAAGUACUUGAAUGUUUUUAUGUGAAGGGCCAGUCUCAUUUGUAAGAAUCACAAUCCUAUAUUAAUGAGGUAACUAUUAUAGUUAGAAGUAGACUGUUUCAAACGGUCUCUCCCCCCACACCGGUUUUUUAUUUUUUUCCAGUUUCAGCUUCAGGCUAUAGUAUAAGGUGUCCAUUUUUGCUGUCAUUUUCUCUCUUUAUCUUACCUCCAUCUGUUUCAAUUCUAAAGGAAAAGUUUCCGUAUGAAGUAGGUUUAAGGGGUUAGGGUUCACAUUGUGAUAGAGAAGGUAUCUAAGUUGAGAGAUGAGUGAUGGGGUCUUCUCCAGCUAUUGGCUAGGCUAUUAAGUAGAUGUGAUGGAAGAUUCUUCUGGGUAUGUAUAUUUCUUUGGAUAUAUGGAUUUGUUUUCUCACCA
Molecule: messenger RNA, 1893 nt
Organism: Populus trichocarpa (black cottonwood)
Lineage: Eukaryota; Viridiplantae; Streptophyta; Magnoliopsida; Malpighiales; Salicaceae
Product: dof zinc finger protein 4
Exons: 1
Coding region: 497-1414 (305 amino acids)
Biological process (GO): regulation of DNA-templated transcription
Molecular function (GO): DNA binding; DNA-binding transcription factor activity
Source: RefSeq, a predicted model, not a curated record